AAAUCCAACGAACAAACGAACUGUAGUGUAAAAGGGACGUUGAACGAACGCUGUGGUGUUUUUGGUGGUGGUGCAUUUGUCGUGUAUGUGAGUGUGUGUGUGUGUUUGCGUGGUGUAUGUGGGGGCGGGGUGUGGGUGGAAAGUGUUAUCGCCAUUUGCUCGCUAUCGCCCACAAAAUAGCCAGCAGCGGCAACUUGCUCCAAAUUUCAUGAGCAUGCGCAGUGCGUUGAACAUUUGCUCAUUCGUUCCCAAACAGGAUAUUUUAUUAUACUGAAAUUCAUACCCAUACACUCGCAUACAUACACUCACACACAUAGAGAGAUGUGCGUGCUGCGCUGCGCUCUGUUAACGUAGGAGUAGCGCAGGAAAUUCGCAUAUUCAGGCCAAAAGCGUUGCGCUCGUAGUAAAACGCGGCUCAUAAGCAAAAGCUCCGCACUGCCAUUCGGACGCAUCGCAUUCCGUUGCCGUUGCCAUUGCCUGUUCACACUCACUCACACACACACACAGUCUCACUCACUUACAUUUCUAUUCGUACACACACACUCACGCAUACUCUCGCAGUCAGCAGUAGCAGAAGCAGCAGCAUGUAUGCUCGUACAUACAUACUUGCAUUCACAUAUACACGCGCAAAAAUCAAUUAAACGCAGCGAAAGAAAGAAAAAAAUACGCAGAGAAUCGGUAAAAGUUAAAAAAGGAUUUUUGUGGGCUUAUCGCGUACAAUCGCGCUCUAUAUUUCGCCCCCGUCGUGAUUUGUGAUUGCUCCCCAACCGAAGUCAAUAAAUUGUAGUAAUAAUAAUGUUGUUUCAAUUGACUGUGAAAUGUGUGAAAGCAAAAGCUCACAAGUUACGCAAAAAAUGCAGCAGCGUCGCAGUCGCAACAAAAGCAGCCGCAGUCGCAACAGCAGCAACAGCAACAGCAGCAGCAACGAGCAGCAGCAAAAUGUGAAACGGAAACGAGCCAACGAGCAGUGCUAAAGUGCAAGGAUAAAAGGAUGCGUCGUCGUACCAUUGACCACCGAACCAGCAAUUUGUCAUUAACGCCUAAGCCAACUGCAGCAGCAACAGCAACAACAACAACAACAACUGUGGCAGCAAGUGCAACAUAACCCCCAACCAAAAAAAAAAAAAAAGAAAAAAAAAACAACAAAAGAGAAACAAAAAACAGCCUCGCCAACUGCACCAACUGCCAUCAAAGCUGCUGUCACCUGCCGGCAUCCCUGACGUUUGCCCCAAAUUGUUCCAAUUCGCGUUGCUGCAAAUUUGUGAUUUCUCGCUGGGGAACCUUUGGCAACGUCAAGCAUCAUCCAGAUAUAUGUAACAGGCAGUAAAUCCUUCAGCACCAGUUGUUAACCAGCAAAACAGGACAGCACCCUAUACGAGCAACGAAUAAAUCGAACUUGCAUUUUUUUUAUACAACGCUAAAUGCUAAAACAAAAAUCUUUUGUAAACAUUAAGAGACGAUAAAACUUUACAACAUUGUUAAAUGUCAAGCGGGAGACGUCACUUGGCGCAUCAUUGGUCGAGACUUCAGCGAGGGCCACAAAUGACCCAACUGUAGCAGCAGAAGAAACCAUUUUUCCCAAAAGGAUCCCCACUCAUAAAUGCAGUGGAAGAAGAAGUUUACUCGAUUGAAAGCAGCUACUGGAAAUUCGCGUGUGCGAAGAAUGCUUUGUUGUGGACGUAGAAAGGAGAAUGGAAGAUCAGUUCCUGAUGUUACUGCCAGUCCGGGCCGUGCUCCGCCCGGUCCGCUGCCCGCCAAUCAGCUGUCCGGCUUGGGCAACCAGCAGCAGCAUCAUCUUGCCAACCAGCAGCAGCAGCAGCAACACCAACAGCAGCAGCAGCAUCAUGGCAACCAGCAACAGAAUCGCAAUCAAAGCGGCAACUCAAAUGCCACCGGCGGUGGCAAGGAUCCCGUGUUGCUGCAAGGCGACUUUCGCAAGGUCAGCGGCAUCAGUUCGGAGAUCUUUCGUCAGAUAGAAGCCGUUGAGAACGAUCAUGACCCGAAUACGGCGGCUGCACUCGAGGCCGUCGAGCGACGCGGCGAGAUGAUUGUGCGCAUCCUGGAGCCACGCUCCAUGGGCAGUAAACACGCUGUCGAUGCCGCCCACAAGCUGAUGAACAAGGCCGAUGGCCGGCAUACCGUGCAGCUGGUCGAGAUCGUUAAACGGCCCGGCCAAACCUUAGGUCUCUAUAUACGCGAGGGCAACGGCGCCGAUCGCACCGAUGGCGUCUUCAUAUCCCGCAUUGCGCUCGAGUCGGCGGUCUACAACAGCGGCUGCCUUAGGGUGGGCGACGAAAUCCUGGCCGUCAAUUUGGUUGAUGUCACACACAUGUCGCUCGAUGAUGUCGUCAUCAUCAUGUCAAUUCCUCGACGCCUGGUGCUGGCCAUACGACAGCGGCGUGGCAAUCGUGGAGCCGGUUCACCGGGACCGCCAACGUUGUCGCGACCGGAGCAGAAGCCCCCGCCGGUGGUCGUGAUUAAGCGUGAUCUGCGAGACGAGGAUCUGGAUGAGACGGAUCGAAUGCCGCGCCCGCGUUCAUCACGUGAAAGACGAGAUGGCCGCGAGAUGACCGAAUCACGUUCGAGACUAGGCCUGGGGCUGAACAACUACAGUCCGCAGUCGGAGCAGUUGGACAUGUACUAUAACACGCGAGCCGGCGUCAAUGCCAUGGGUGAGCCACCCAAUUGGGGAUACAAACCGCCGCCGCCGCCCUCGCAAUCGGUCAUCACGGAGCAGCCCACCAAGGGACAUGCGUUUGCCCCGUCGCACGCCUACUAUCAGAAUGCCGGCACACUGGAGAGUCUCGCCGAGAAGGUGCACGCCUUCUACCCAGGAGCACCGGGUCAACCGGUGGGUCCAUCGCGUCGCAUGUCCACGGGCACGGGCAACGUGGGCUUGGCCCAGCAGCAUGCGCGCUUCCCGCGCUCCGGUUCCGAUCAGCACUUGCCACGCGUCGAGUAUGCGGACUAUUCGAACUCGCUGGGUCGCCACUCGCUGCUGCGUUCUAGCCUGAAGCCAGGCACUGGCGCACCCAUGCCUGUGGGCGUGGGCGGCACCUUGGGUCGCUACGGACGCUACGAGCAACAGCGUGGCGUGGUGCCCAAAUACGGACCGCCAGCUGCGGGCGCACAGUCGCUGACGCGACGAUCGCGUCCGAAUCUGGACUACUCCAGCGACACGGAGGCCACGAUUGGCCCUCGGCCCAGUUACUACUAUUAUAAUCGCCCCGCCAUUGGCAGCAUGCCGCGUGGCGCAAGUGGCGUGAGCAGCGGUGCAGCUGCUGCGGCGGCUGCUAUGCUGGCCGGUGGCGCCGAUCUCAACAAGUUCAACUCACUGCCCAGGGAGCGUCCGGGCGUGCGCUUGCAGGGCAUCAGAUCGAGGCUGGGCGAUCGCCUGAUCGAUGAGAACGAUGGCAACAUUUCGGCGCCGGAGUUUGAUGCGCGUCGAGGCCGCGAUUUGCGGCAACGCAUCAAUGCCAGUCCUGGGCCCUCGAUCUUCACGGCGGACGAGUAUCGCGCUUGGCUGCGACGAGCGCCGAGCAGCUCGGCGAUUGCGGAACAGAUGCGCAUGACUCGGGAUAUGUUCGCUCAGCCGCGUCCGCAUCGCUUCUCCUGCAGCGCCGAGAACAUCCACGACGCACUUAGAAAUACCGAGAGCAUUUACUCAAGCAGAACUGGCAUACUUGGCGCCGGCACCCUGGACCGCAAUCUCGGCCUGACGCGACCCAUUUCCGCCUUGCCCGUGCGUUCGAUGUCCUCGCAGCACAUUGGCGGCGCUGGUUCCAUACGCUCGCCAAGCAUACGACGCAUGCGUCAGCUGCUGGAGCUGUCCGCGGGUCCCGCUAGUCCCAGUGGCAGCAUCAUGAGCACCGCUGGCCAUCAGAGUCCGGCGCCCACACCGAGCGCCACUUUGCCGCGUCCGCAUCGUCAGAUCGACAUCAAUCCGGCUGAGUUUGCCAAAUACAAGCUGGACAAACCGAUUGUGGACAUUGGCGGCAUCUCCGGCAUGCUCUGGAUACACUUGCUCGCCGGUCGCGGACUACGAACAGCGCCAGACAUGGGUGCACAACAUGCAGGCGCCGGAGUGCCAGUGGCACCGACACAGACACGUGAUCUCUACUGUGUGAUUGAAUGCGAUCGCGUGCACAAAGCUCGAACGGUGGUGCGAUCGGGAGAUCUGCAGUUCGACUGGGAUGAGUCCUUCGAACUGGAUCUAGUGGGCAACAAGCAGCUGGAUGUGCUCGUCUACUCCUGGGAUCCACAGCACAGGCACAAGCUGUGCUAUCGCGGCGCCAUCUCAUUGUCCGCGGUACUGCGACAGUCGCCCUUGCAUCAGCUGGCGCUGAAAGUGGAACCGCGUGGCACGAUCUACAUACGCAUGCGGCACACGGAUCCGCUGGCGCUCUACAAGCGACGAGGACUGCCCAGCUUACGGGCAGGUUACCCAACACUAUUCGGUGCAGAUCUUGAAUCGGUGGUCAACAGGGAGUCGAAGGGUGCGCCGGGUUGUGCGCCAGUGCCGGUGGUGCUGCGACGUUGUGUAGAGGAGGUGGAACGGCGCGGUCUCGAUAUAAUCGGACUGUAUCGUCUGUGCGGCUCGGCGACCAAGAAGCGUCUGCUGCGGGAGGCCUUCGAGCGCAACAGUCGUGCCGUGGAAUUGAGCCCGGAACACGUUCCUGAUAUUAAUGUUAUAACCGGUGUGCUCAAGGACUAUCUCAGGGAGCUGCCCGAGCCGCUGUUCACGCGUUGUCUCUUCCAGAUGACAGUCGAUGCAUUGGCUGUUUGCCUGCCAGAUGAUCCCGAGGGCAAUGCGAAACUGAUGCUUAGCAUACUCGACUGUCUGCCUAGGGCGAAUAGGGCCACCCUUGUGUUCCUGCUUGAUCAUCUGUCGCUGGUGGUAUCCAAUUCGGAGCGCAACAAGAUGUCCGCUCAGGCGCUGGCCACUGUGAUGGGUCCACCGCUGAUGCUGCAUUCGGCGAGUGCGCAGCCGGGCGCUGACAUCGAUCACGCCCAGCCGAUAGCGGUGCUCAAGUAUCUGCUGCAGAUCUGGCCGCAGCCACAGACGCAGACGCAGCAUCAGCAGCUGGCACAGCACAGCGGCAUGGUCGGUGGCAUGGCCAAUGCCAGCAGCAUGAGCAAUAUGGCGGGUGUUGCUUCAGGUCGGCGCGGCGAGUCAACAGGGCAGCGUGGAAGCAAAGUCAGUGCGUUGCCAGCGGACAGACAGCAAAUACUACUGCAGCAGCAGCAGCAGCUCAUGGCGGCACAGGGCAACCUACUGCGCUCGUCCACUUCGGUAACCAACAUACUCUCCCAAGGCCAUCAUCAGCUCUCAGCCACAGCCAACAAUCAUCUGUAUCAAUCAGUAGUGGGUCAGUUAGCUCAAUCGCAUCGAGCCUUGCAACAAGCGGUGCAACAGCCCUAUCAAUUGGCGGCCUCAGCGGUCUCAGCAAUUCCCGACCAAUCGCCACUGCCACUUCCAGGCACACCCUCCCCCGGCAGUAGCUCAGCGUCGACGGGCUCCGGUUCGGGCUCGGGUUCCGGCAAGAGCACUGAUACCAUCAAGCGCGGUGCUUCGCCAGCCUCUGUUAAGCAAGUGAAGAUCAUUGACACGCCCAGCCCGUAUUCCAUUGUUCAGAAGAAGCCGCCGCUGCAGAAGGAUGCGCCCAUUGACAUAACCACACCCACUGGCCAGUCAGAGUUGGCAGGUUUAGCUGCAAGCAGCUCAACCAAUCGCAAGGGCGUUGACUUCUAUGAACCGCACAAAUCGAUCUCGAAAUCCGGCGAGGACACAUACAGCUCCAAGUACAACAGCAACAAUAUCAGCAGCAGCUUGGACACCACCAGCAAGAAGAACAACUACACAAACAACAGCAGCAGUUACUCGCAUGGCAAAUCCUCCACAGCUGCCAGCAAUGCCAAUGGCACCGACGACUACAAGGCCAUACGCAACAAGUCGAGUGCCACCUCGAGCAGCAGUUCAUCGCAGGCAACGGUGUUGAGUGCUGGCUCCACAGCCACCUCGGCACCGACCACCUCAUCCGAUGACUCUGACGACUUGGUCUCGUACAAAUCGUCGGCCUCCACAAACGCAUUGCUGGCCCAGUCGCAGGCGAUGACCACUAGCCAACUGAUGUCGAAAUAUUUGAAGCGUGAGCCACGUGUGCAAUUCACGCCCAUCAAGUCACCGGAGUCACCAUCGCCGCCCGGCGGUGGCGAUGGCUUGCCCAAGGGCACCUAUCAACUGGUGACGCCCAGCUCCAGCACCAGCUGCCUGGCCAGCAAGCCGCCGCAGGCGAGCACAGGCGCCAUCAGCAAAUACACGACAUCAGAGACGAGCACCAACAGCAGCUGCAGCAAAUUGUCGUCGCCAUCGCGACUGGCCAAGGAUAGCAAGUCGAGUGGCGGCGGCGCAGUAAGUAGCUCCACCACCAGCUCCUCGUCGCUGGUGUCGAGCGGCAGGCGGCUGUUUGACAGUCUCGCCUCGUCGUCCUCCUCCGAAACGGAGACAAAGACUUACAUUGGCGGCACCACCGUUGCCAGCGGCUCCAGCAGCACCACAACCUACACCACGAACGAGUCUAGAAAUGUAGCCAGCAACAGCAGUAGCAAAUCAACAGGGUCAGCAGCGGGAUCGGGAUCAGAGCACAGAAGUUUUGGUAGUGCACUGUUUGGCAGCAGUGGCCUGGGCAAUGGCAAUGGUCAUGGCCAUGGUCAUGCCAGCAGCAACAACCACAAUAGUCCCUUUGCCAGCACCAAUGGCAAUGGCAGCAGCAGCAGCCACAAUGCCAUGCACUUGUAUGGCACACUGCCCAAGAAUGGUGUUGCCAAUGGCAGCAGCAGCAGCGGCGGCGGCGGCAGUGCCGGUGCCACAUUGUUUGGGGCAAGCAGCUCGGCGAGCUCCUCUUAUCACUCGGGCAGCGGCACUGCGAGCAGCAGUGGCGUUAGCUCCAUGACUGGCUCCACGAAUAGCUAUGACUUCUAUACCAGCGGCAGUUCGAGCAGCCACAGCAGCUCACGGCCAUUGGCCAACGGGGGCAACAACUAUCACACGUUGGGCACGUAUCGGGCGCAAUAUGCGGCCACCAAUCCCUUUCUCGAUGCCUUCGACGAGAAGCCCAGCAAUGGUCAUGCCAGCCAGGACAAGCAUGCAUUGAGCAGCGAGAAGACGGCGGCAGCGACGUCCUCUUCAACUCAUCAGCGUGCCUCCAUGGUGGCGGCCUUUCAAUCGUCGGGCGACUCAAAGAACGGCAGCGAUGAGUACGAUGAUCUCAAGUGAAUGUCCCACAUAGAGCGGAAGUUGCCGAAAAUAGUUUUUGGGGGCAAUGUAGUUACACAGAAAUGCUGAAAGUGUUCUUUUGGAGUAUUUACAGUUUACAAAUUUACAAACAACACACAUAUUUGCAAAAACAAAAAAAUACAAAAAAAAAUAAAAUAAAAUAAAAAUAACUCAAACUAAACAAGCUAAACUUUAAACGAAAAGAAAACAAGCUAUAAUGAAACUGAACAAGAUUAACGAAUUUUGAAGAUCAUAUUAAAUUACGCAUACGCAGAGGCAACGGCUGCAUAAAAUGGCUGCCAAGCUUUAAGUGUCAGUGUGAUUUGUGAGUAUAUUUGUGUGCAUGUGUGUGUGUGUAUGCGUGUUGUGUUCAACAGCUUUGCCUUAGCAGCAUUUACAUAUCUGUUAAGCUCAACAGCUGGCAGCCAUUUUGUUGCUACGAAAAAAUAUAUCAACUACUUAUUAAACUGACAUAAACAUUAACGAACAGUAUUCGAACCAAAAAAAAAAAAACUAACUAAAAACGAAAGCUUAUCCCGAUUAACGA
Drosophila albomicans is the source of this 7823-nucleotide messenger RNA. It is a transcript of the gene RhoGAP100F, whose product is annotated as rho GTPase-activating protein 100F. Bases 1601 to 7276 code for a protein of 1891 amino acids. Lineage: Eukaryota; Metazoa; Arthropoda; Insecta; Diptera; Drosophilidae. The transcript is spliced from 11 exons. The record is from RefSeq and is a predicted model, not a curated record. Gene Ontology annotation, molecular function: protein binding. Gene Ontology annotation, biological process: signal transduction.